Molecule: messenger RNA, 1125 nt
Organism: Parasteatoda tepidariorum (common house spider)
Lineage: Eukaryota; Metazoa; Arthropoda; Arachnida; Araneae; Theridiidae
Product: speckle-type POZ protein-like
Molecular function (GO): protein binding
Source: RefSeq, a predicted model, not a curated record
AUGACUGGGCGAGGUACCAGAAAUGAAAGGUGCAGUGAUACUUCGAUUAUCAAUUAUGAUUUUCACUGGGAAAUAGAAGAUUUUACUACCAGAAGGCAUAAUAGGUACGGUGAUAUGUUUCGGCCUUUUGAGAAAAAUGGUCCAGUAUUUAAUUCCGUUGGGUAUGUUAUUAAUCCCAGCUUUAGAAUUAGUUAUACGAGUGUAGGAUAUUCUAGCGAAAAAGAAACAUGUCAAUUCCUUUUACAUAUUGAUGGCAUGAAGCCGGAAGACUUGACAGUUCAAUUUAAUAUUGUAAUUCGAUCCGUUUCAGGGCCAUGGAUUGAAUAUUCACGUAAUGAAACACAUUCUGCUAAUAGCGGAAUGCAGUUGUGUACUGUUGUGACUAAAGGCGCAACUUUGAGGGUUGCUGAUAAAGUCAUCGGAUUCCCACGUGAGCAUGAUUUUAUUGCAAUGAAAUUUCACUUUAAAAUGUUCUUUAUCAAUUAUGCACCAAAACCAACAAUCACACCUCCAAUAAAUGUUCCACGUAUUAAACGAUGUAAUCUAUGCUCUGAUUUUAAAAACCUGUACGAUUCGAAAAAAAUGUCUGACGUAACUAUUACUGUUGAUGGUGUCACUCUUCUCGCCCACAAAUUAGUGCUUGUGACCCGCUCUUCUGUUUUUGCAGCUAUGUUGGACCAUGAUUGCUUGGAAGCCAAUACGAAUAACAUCCAAAUCACCGAUGCAGAUGCUUCAUUUUUUGAUAAUUUUUUAAAAUAUCUCUAUUGCAGUGAAAUCGGUGACAAAAGUUAUGAUAUGGUUCGUAAUCUGUACAUGCUUGCAGAUAAGUAUGCGGUUGAUGGUCUUAAAGAAGAUUGUAGGGACAUACUGGAAUCUGAAUUAAAUGAAGGUACAGUUUGUCAACUUCUGGAGAUAUCCCAUUUGUUUAAGGAUGAAACUUUGAAAGAAAAGGCGGUUAAAUUUAUUAAACAACAUUUUUCUGUUGUGAGUAAAAAACCAGAAUGGAUAAAAAUAUGCAAAGAUCAUCCCGAAAUGGCAUCAGAUGUUCUGAGAAUAGUUACCUCGUUUUUGGAUCAGUCAAAAUCAAAAGUACGACCAUCUCCAUAUUUAUAUAACUUUCUUUAA